Mangifera indica (mango) is the source of this 2607-nucleotide messenger RNA. RefSeq names its product pentatricopeptide repeat-containing protein At3g24000, mitochondrial-like. Gene Ontology annotation, biological process: RNA modification. The coding region runs from base 152 to 2449 and encodes 765 amino acids. Gene Ontology annotation, molecular function: zinc ion binding; protein binding; RNA binding. The transcript is spliced from 2 exons. The record is from RefSeq and is a predicted model, not a curated record. Lineage: Eukaryota; Viridiplantae; Streptophyta; Magnoliopsida; Sapindales; Anacardiaceae.
AUUUCAUCCAACUCGUACUUGUUAACUGAUAACUGACAUGGUCCAUUCCUUCCCACCAGACCACAGCUCUAUCCAUUCCCCGCCACGCCACCCACCACAAGAUGUAAUUCUUUAAUUUUUAUUCUAACAUCUCUCUUGUUUACUUCUGUUCAUGGCUUCUUUGCCUUUAGUUACUGUUAAUUGCACUCUUAAACUCGAGCCACAUUUCACAAAACCGCCGGCACCUUCCACCUCUUUUCCCACUCACAAGAAUCCUAGCAUUUCCUAUCAGAGAAAUCAGACAGUUAAUCAAUUGAAUGGAAAUUCAGAACUACUUAGGUCUCUGGAUUUUCAAGAAGCUCUUACUAUGAUAAAAGAGGGCAAAAAGGUUGAAACAAUUUAUUAUGUUCCUGUCCUGCGAGAAUGCAUAAACAGGAAUUCAAUUUCAAAUGUACAGGUUGUUCAUACUCACAUCAUAAAGACUGGAACCCAUGAAGACUUUUUUGUCAUGACAUUUCUCGUUAAUGUGUAUGCAAAAUGUGGAUAUAUGGAAGAGGCUCAAAAGGUUUUUGACAAUCUGCCUAAAAGAAAUGCUGUUGCAUGGACAAGCCUGAUGACGGGUUUUGUCCAAAAUUCACAGCCAGAGCUUGCAAUUCAUGUUUUUCUAGAGAUGCUGGAAGCUGGAGCUUAUCCUACAAAUAUCACUCUUGGAACUGCUCUAAAUGCUUGUGCCUCAUUGGAGUCUAUUAAAUUGGGGAAGCAAAUCCAUGCCUAUAUUGUUAAGUAUCGGACUGAAGAUGACGCUAGCGUUGGAAACUCACUUUGUAACUUAUAUUCAAAAUGUGGCAACUUGCGCUCUGCUGUUAAAGCCUUCAGGAGAAUUAGGGAAAAGAAUGUGAUUUCAUGGACUUCAGUUAUAUGUGCUUGUGGUGAAAAUGGUGAAGUUUCAAAGGGGUUGAAAUUUUUUGCUAGGAUGCUUUCUGAAGGCAUUUUACCUAAUGAAUUUACAGUAACUAGCAUAUUGAGCAUGUGUUCUACAAUGCUCUCUCUGCGUUUUGGAGUACAACUUCACUCUGUGAGCAUUAAACUUGGCUAUGAAUCAGACCUCCGCAUAAAAAAUUCCAUCAUGUAUUUGUACCUGAAAUGUGGAUCACUUGAUGCGGCAAAUAAAUUUUUUGAUUGCAUGGAACAUGUCAGCUUGGUGACAUGGAAUGCUAUGAUCGCAGGCCAUGCCCAAAUGAUUGAUCUAGCUAAGGAUGAAAUUUCGGCUUACCAUAGUGGAACUGAGGCACUGAAAUUUUUUUCAAAAUUGAAUCGGUCAGGCUUGAAGCCAGAUUUGUACACCUUUUCGAGUAUCUUGACUGUUUGUAGUAAAUUGGUGGCCUUAGAACAAGGGGAACAGAUUCAUGCUCAGGCCCUUAAAUCCGGGUUUUUGUCUGAGGUGGUUGUGGGAACUGCUCUUGUUGGCAUGUAUAACAAAUGUGGAAGCAUUGAGAGAGCAAGCAAAGCAUUUGUGGAGAUGUAUACUAGAACAUUGAUAUCAUGGACUUCUAUGAUUACUGGUUUUGCAAAUCACGGCUGGAGUCAGCAGGCUCUACAGCUUUUUGAAGAUAUGCUGGUUGCAGGAGUUAGACCAAAUCAGAUAACUUUUGUGGGUGUUUUAUCAGCUUGUAGCUAUGGUGGAAUGGUCCCUGAAGCACUCAGUUACUUUGAGAUGAUGCAAAAGGAUUACAAAAUCAAGCCUGUGAUGGACCAUUUCGUAUGCCUGAUUGAUAUGUUUGUAAGGUUAGGUCGUAUAGAGGAAGCUUUCGAUUUCAUUAAGCAAAUGGAUUCUGAACCCAACGAGGUUAUUUGGUCGCUCUUGAUUGCGGGAUGUAGGAGACAGGGGAAUAAGGAAUUAGGAUUUUUUGCAGCUGAAAAGCUAAUUCAACUUAAACCGAAAGAUCCUGAAAUAUACCUUAUGUUGUUGGAUAUGUUCUCCUCUGCAGAAAGGUGGGAGGACGUUUCCAGGGUGAAACAAGCAAUGGAAGAAGAGGAACUAAGCAAAACACAAGAUUGGAGCUGGAUUAGCAUUAAAGGCAAAGUCUAUCCAUUUAAGCCCAAUGAUAUGCUGCAUCCUCAGAGUGCAGAGAUGUACAAGUUAUUGGAUGAAUUGUUGGACAAAGCAAAGGCUCUUGGGUACGAAUCAGAAGAAAGAUUUGAGCUAAUUGAGGACGAUGGCGAGGAAAAGACUUUCUCAUCUUCUGUUUAUCACAGUGAAAAGCUGGCCAUUGCAUUUGGGUUGUUGAACACACUGAAUGUUGCACCGUUAAUAGUUAUUAAGAGUACCACCAUGUCCAGGGAUUGCCAUAUUUUCAUGAAGAUUAUCUCGUCACUGACAACUAGAAAUAUCAUCGUUAGGGAUAGCGAACGGCUCCACAAAUUUGUUGCCGGACAUUGUUUAUGUGGAGAUUUUGGUGCCCGUCUUUGAAAACUUCGAUAAAAUUCUAAGUAUACUCCAAAAUAUUUUUACUCGUUUAAGAAUGCUAUCAUACUUUUUGCAAAUGUGUAAUUUUCCCUAUAAUCUGUUCUGUAACAGUUAGCUAAUGGUGAUAAAAAACUGAGUUCAUAACAAACACUAACCAUACA